Molecule: messenger RNA, 2315 nt
Organism: Talpa occidentalis (Iberian mole)
Lineage: Eukaryota; Metazoa; Chordata; Mammalia; Eulipotyphla; Talpidae
Gene: TRIM36
Product: tripartite motif containing 36
Exons: 10
Coding region: 51-2201 (716 amino acids)
Molecular function (GO): protein binding; zinc ion binding
Source: RefSeq, a predicted model, not a curated record
CCGGGGCCCCCGCGCGCCCCCGCCGUUGAUGACACCUGGAGGGGGCCGCCAUGGAGGGGGACGGCUCGGACUCGCUGGUUACCAUUAAGAAUAUCGAGAGAGAGCUUGUUUGCCCCGCCUGCAAGGAGCUAUUCACCCACCCGUUGAUUCUCCCCUGUCAACACAGUAUUUGUCACAAAUGUGUGAAAGAGCUCUUACUCACUGCUGAUGACUCGCUUUGUGACAUGGGAUCAGACAACUCCAAUCAGAGCAGUCCCAGGAUCCGGCUCCCCUCCCCAAGCAUGGACAAACUUGACAGAAUUAACAGACCAGGCUGGAAGCGAAACUCAUUGACUCCCAGGACAACCACUUUUCCUUGUCCUGGGUGUGAGCAUGAUGUGGAUCUUGGAGAACGAGGCAUCAGUGGUCUGUUCCGAAAUUUCACUUUGGAAACUAUUGUGGAAAGGUAUCGGCAGGCAGCCAGGGCAGCCACCGCCAUCAUGUGUGACCUCUGCAAGCCACCGCCUCAGGAGUCCACAAAAAGCUGCAUGGACUGUAGUGCGAGCUACUGCAACGAGUGCUUCAAAAUCUAUCACCCCUGGGGUACCGUGAAGGCUCAGCAUGAGUAUGUGGGUCCAACUACUAAUUUUAGACCCAAGAUUCUAAUGUGCCCGGAACAUGAAACAGAGCGAAUCAACCUGUACUGCGAGCUGUGUAGGCGGCCCGUGUGCCACCUGUGUAAGCUGGGUGGCACUCAUUCUACGCACCGCGUCACCACCAUGAGCAGUGCCUACAAAACCUUAAAGGAAAAGCUUUCAAAGGAUAUUGACUACCUUAUUGGUAAGGAAAGUCAGGUGAAGAGUCAGAUUUCAGAACUUAACUUGCUCAUGAAAGAAACUGAGUGCAACGGUGAGAGAGCGAAAGAAGAAGCCAUUACACAUUUUGAAAAGCUCUUUGAGAUUCUAGAAGAGAGGAAAUCAUCUGUUUUAAAAGCAAUUGAUGCUUCUAAGAAACUAAGAUUAGACAAAUUUCAGACGCAAAUGGAAGAAUAUCAGGGACUCCUUGAGAACAAUGGGCUUGUAGGGUAUGCGCAAGAAGUGCUCAAGGAGACGGACCAGUCUUGCUUUGUACAGACAGCAAAACAGCUCCACCUCAGAAUACAGAAAGCUACAGAGUCUUUGAAGAGCUUUCGACCUGCAGCUCAGACUUCUUUUGAAGACUACGUCGUUAAUACAUCUAAACAAACAGAACUUCUCGAAGAACUGUCCUUUUUCUCUAGUGGCAUAGAUGUGCCAGAGAUCAAUGAGGAGCAGAGCAAAGUGUAUAACAAUGCUUUGAUAAACUGGCAUCAUCCAGAAAAGGAUAAAGCAGAUAGCUAUGUCCUCGAAUAUCGGAAGAUUAAUAGAGAUGAAGAAAUGUUGUCUUGGAAUGAGAUAGAAGUAUUUGGCACAAGUAAAGUGAUUUCAGACCUAGAAAGCAAUUCUAACUAUGCUUUCAGAGUAAGAGCCUACAAGGGUUCCAUCUGUAGUCCGAACAGCAGAGAACUGAUUCUUCGCACUCCUCCAGCUCCAGUUUUCAGUUUCCUCUUUGAUGAAAAAUGUGGGUAUAAUAAUGAGCAUCUCUUACUGAACUUGAAGCGAGAUCGUGUUGAGAGUAGAGCCGGGUUCAAUCUUCUCCUGGCUGCGGACCGCAUCCAGGUGGGCUACUACACGAGCUUGGACUACAUCAUCGGCGACGUGGGCAUCACCAAGGGGAAGCACUUCUGGGCCUUCCGUGUGGAGCCGUAUUCCUACCUGGUGAAAGCAGGAGUGGCUUCCAGCGAUAAGCUCCAAGAAUGGCUGCGUUCUCCCCGGGAUGCCGCCAGCCCACGGUACGAGCAAGACAGCGGCCACGACAGCGGAAGCGAAGACGCCUGCUUUGACUCUUCACAGCCCUUCACGUUAGUCACCAUCGGCAUGAAGAAGUUUUUCAUACCCAAGUCACCGACUUCUAACGAACCCGAAAAUCGAGUCCUCCCCAUGCCCACCAGCAUCGGGGUCCUCCUCGACUGUGAGAAAGGCAAGGUGGCUUUCUACGACAUGGACCACAUGAGGUGCCUGUACGAGCGCCAGGUGGACUGCUCGCACAUGAUGUACCCGGCCUUCGCGCUGAUGGGCAGCGGCGCGGUGCAGCUCGAGGAGCCCAUCACUGCAAAAUACCUCGAGUACCAAGAGGCCGUGUAGGGCGAGCGUCUGAUGUGACUGGGGCUGGACGAUGGCAGAGAAAUGCCUCGGUGUUCACCUUCGUAACUAAAUACAUAUCAUCUACGUAUCUGUCCCCAGGUUGGUUUGUUGUGU